Messenger RNA from Funneliformis caledonium, 420 nucleotides. Lineage: Eukaryota; Fungi; Glomeromycota; Glomeromycetes; Glomerales; Glomeraceae. The record is from the annotation of a GenBank genome assembly.
AUGCGAAGAUCGUUUGGGAUAUUCGCUUGCCCAAAUGCAUAUUUUGAACAUCAACGCAUUUGGGCUGGUAUCUUAGAAGAUCCUAAUGUAACACCACCAAAAUACAUGUGGAAAUUAAACGUAGAUCUGGAAGAAGCACCAAACACACCUGAACAUAUUACAUUCAAAAAUAGUAUACUUACCAAGUACUUUUCACCUGAACGGGCAUUCUUGUCUGCUUCACUUACAAGUAGUCAAAAAUCUGUUAAUAGGAAAGUUAAAUUGAAGCUUUAUAAGGUAAUUUUGGUCAUUAAUGAUCGUAAAUCUGAUACUGAGAAAUUAUACAACAUGGAAGAAAGUUCUAUGAAUGUUCAAGUUGGAUUCAUUCUGGUUGGUUCUGAAGAGUUCAUUAAGAUUCAAAGUAUAAGAUUGAAGAAAUAG